ACGACAGACUGAGUGUCUAAACAGCAGCUGUUUUCCUGGUUCAUGUUUUACAAAGAAAACCUCAGUUCUCCAUCAUCUGUGUCUCCUGCAGCGACUCUGAGAGUCCUCCCCAACAGAUCCCAGUUCUUCAUGUACGAGUCUGUCUCUCUGAGCUGUGAACAUCAGGGGAACUCUUCAGAGUGGAGAGUAAAGAGGAACACAUCCACAGGAAUAAAUGAAGACUGUCCCACAUCCUGGGGUACAAGACAUGAAACCCACUGCUCCACUGAUGUUUACCCAAUGGAAACUGGAGUGUACUGGUGUGAGUCUGAAGCAGGAGAGUGCAGCAGCACCAUCAACAUCACUGUAACAGGUGGUUCAGUGAUCCUGGAGAGUCCUGUUCUUCCUGUGAUGGAGGGAGACAAUGUGACUCUGAGCUGUACAUAUGUGACAAAUUCCUUCUCCAAUAUCACCUCUUAUUUCUACAAAGACGAGCUUUUCAUUGGCAGCAGCUCCACAGGAAACCUGACCAUCCACAGUGUUUCUAAAUCUGAUGAAGGAUUCUACAAGUGUAAGAUCUCUGGAGGUGAACAAUCACCAGACAGCUGGCUGACUGUCAGAGAAGCAGAGCAUCCUGAGUCGUCUCAGUCAACCCCUGCUCAUAUUCUACUUCCUGUGGUGGGUCUCUGCCUGGUCUCAGUCUCGACCUUUGUGUUGCUGCUCUGCCUCUGCAGGACCCAAGAAGGUGAAAUCAGCCCCACAGUUGUGUUGUACACUGACGUCACCAGGACACGCAAGACCAACAAAAAAGGUCCUGAGGGGGGGCUCCUCCUCACUCUCCUCUGUGGCUGUGUACACACCUGUCAGGAAGAUAUACACACCUGAACCUGUGCUGACGUACAGAGCCUGCAGCUGAUCAUCAGCCUGUUUAACUCCUGCUGCUUCACUCACCACAACACUAACAGAGAAUAACUGCAUCACAGUCAUGGCUGGUAAUAUUAGUGUCUGUAUAUAUUAAUGAGCCAUUAGAGGCACAAUAAAACACAACAGGACCAAACAUGGACACUGGAGUAACAUCACAUACAGAUCUUAAAGGAACAGUUCGACUUCUUCAGGUAGAUGAUUAAUACACACACGUGUCUGUACCAUCAAUACAAAGCUUCAGUUAGCAGCUGGUUAACUUAACUUAGCAUAAAGAACAGAGGCAAAGAGCUAACAAAAGGUAGCAUAUUUAUAAAAAUAAUUACAUUGAGCAUGACUGACUUUGUGUAUUUGGGAUGUUUCUGCUGCUGAGAACAUUUAGUUUGAAAAUGGUGUCAGGUUUCUCACUGUGUCAUGUGACCUGAACUGAGUAUCAGCAUCUUUUAACAAACAUCUGACGUCUGUAAAUUGCAGCUAAAAACACACAGUGCCACCAACAUCAAAAGUAAAUUAUUAAUCUGUGGAAACAUUACAACAUCUACAUGUUUUUGUUCAAAUGUGUGUGUGUAGUGUUAUUUAUUGAUUUUUAAUAAACGAUUGUGAUGUUUGAUUGGGUGUAAUUUACAGUGUGUGACUGUCCUGUCACUGCAGGAGGAAUCAUCUGUUUCUAUUUGAAUUAUUCCCUGUUUGACCACAUGGUGGCACUAUAACAUCACAGAAUGAAGACAGUGAAACUCAAACACAAGCCUACACACUGUUUGGAAAUGUGAAGCUCUCACAGUGUCCUCAGUAGGAGUCAGUGGCCUUUGUGCUGAGAGCCUCAGGCAGAGAGAGGCAGUCAGAAAGUAGUGAGAGACAAACAAACACAUUUUUCAACG
Messenger RNA from Lates calcarifer (barramundi perch), 1778 nucleotides. Its product is annotated as low affinity immunoglobulin gamma Fc region receptor II. The record is from RefSeq and is a predicted model, not a curated record. The transcript has 5 exons. Gene Ontology annotation, molecular function: transmembrane signaling receptor activity. Bases 43 to 864 code for a protein of 273 amino acids. Gene Ontology annotation, biological process: cell surface receptor signaling pathway. Lineage: Eukaryota; Metazoa; Chordata; Actinopteri; Centropomidae.